Erinaceus europaeus (western European hedgehog) is the source of this 1320-nucleotide messenger RNA. It is a transcript of the gene TMEM45B, whose product is annotated as transmembrane protein 45B. Bases 171 to 998 code for a protein of 275 amino acids. NCBI's taxonomy places the organism in Eukaryota, Metazoa, Chordata, Mammalia, Eulipotyphla, Erinaceidae. The transcript has 6 exons. The record is from RefSeq and is a predicted model, not a curated record.
AAAAGUAGGAAAUACCACAGAGAUCACCUAUUUCAAAUACCCAUUUAACAAAAAUUUAAAAAAUAAUAAUUAAAACAUGAUCCUGAGCAAUUGCUCAAAGUGACCCAGUGAAUUCACAGAAAAACUUGGGACUAGGACACAGUCAUUAAAUUCAGUAUCUUAGAACCGUGAUGGCGAACUUCCAGGGUCAUGCGCUCCCGGGGAGUUUCUUCUUGCUAAUUGGACUAUGGUGGUCGGUCAAGUACCCUAUAAAGUACUUUCACCGGAAGGGGAAACACAGCCAACUGCCUCAUUUUUAUCAGUGUCUGGAGAUCACUGAAGCUGCAGUGAGAAUAGUGUUCUCAGUUAUUGGAUGCCUGGCAGAGCAGUUCGUACCCGAUGGGCCCCACCUCCACCUGUACCACGGAAAUGACUGGGUCAAGCUAAUGAACUGGCAACACAGCACCAUGUACCUGUUCUUUGGCGUCUCAGGAAUCGUUGAUAUGCUCACCCACCUCACCAGCCACAUUCCCUUGGGGGUGGACAGGCUGGCAAUGGCUGUCUCAGUCUUCAUCGAAGGUUUUCUCUUCUACUAUCAUGUUCAGAACCGCCCACUGUUGGACCAGCACAUCCACUCGCUCCUGCUCUACAUCGUGUUCGGAGGAGCCGCCAGCAUCUCCUUAGAGGUCAUCCUUCGAGACAACAUCGUACUGGAGUUAUUCCGAACCAGCCUCCUCAUUCUGCAGGGAACCUGGUUCUGGCAGAUUGGGUUUGUGCUCUUCCCGCCUUUUGGAAUGGCUGAGUGGGACCAGAAAAGUCAUGAAAACAUCAUGUUCAUCACCAUGUGCUUCUGCUGGCACUACCUGGCUGCCCUCUGCAUCAUGACCAUCAGCUACUAUCUUGUUUACUGCUCUUUGAGUCGGAUAAAGAGGCCAGGAGGAGAAAUCAUUGGAAUUCAGAAGCUGAAGUCAGAUCACACUUACCAGGCGGCCCUCUUAAGUGGCUCCGAUGAGGAAUGAGAGGUGACCGCCAGUCAUCCCUGGAGACUGAGUGUAUUCCUUUGAGUACAAUUAGAGUCAGCCAAAGGUGACACAAAGGUGUGGCUCAUCUCUGCUUAAAUGCUUGAACUGAUCUCUGUGUUGAGCGUUAUAUACACAGAGACACGGAGCAAGCCCUUGGGUCUCUGUGUGAAGAAAAAUCAAGAGACUGAAAAAUUUCAGAACAGGAAGAGGCCUCUUGGAUGAGUCCUACAGAACGUACUGUUUUCGAUAAACCUUUGUCUCUCCAGAAAAAAAAGGUAGCUGCUUUAUUGGAAAAUGAAUAACAUUGCCUGUAAUUUGA